UAUUAUGGUUAGAACAGGAAAUAGCUCUCCAAACCGUGCAAAUAUUUGUCGUGAUGCAGCAGCAGAUUGACUCUUAUAACAUACCAACAGUAAAAGCAAGCCGUCCUAGAUUUGUAACAGAAGCAGAACCUGUUUCUUUGCUUCCUGCUGUUGUUCCAAUUGAGAAUAAAUUAGAAAUCCCUAUUAAUGCAGCAGCUCAAAAAAAAAUAGCUGAAGAAAUUGAAUUAAUUGAAAAAAGAAUCGUGGAAUUGAGGCAAAUCUGUGAAAUUACAA
Dentiscutata erythropus is the source of this 273-nucleotide messenger RNA. Lineage: Eukaryota; Fungi; Glomeromycota; Glomeromycetes; Diversisporales; Gigasporaceae. The record is from the annotation of a GenBank genome assembly.